UUACUACUCCAUUAAGGAUAUAUCAGUAGGGGGGAUGUGUAUCUGUUAUGGACAUGCUAAAGCCUGUCCUCUCAACAUAAUCACCAAGAAACUCCACUGUGAUUGUGAGGACAAUACCUGUGGAGAGAGCUGUGACCGCUGUUGCCCUGGUUACAACCAGAAGCCCUGGAUGGCUGGGACCUUCCUGACACGCCACAUCUGUGAGAAGUGUAACUGUCAUGGCAAGUCCGAGGAGUGCUACUACAACCAGACAGUGGCUGAUGGGAAACUGAGUCUGAACAUCAAUGGCGUGUACGAAGGGGGCAGAGUCUGUGUCGCCUGCUCUGACAACACGGCCGGAAUAAACUGCCAGUCGUGCGCUGCUGGUUAUUACCGACCGAGAGAGGUGAGACCGGAGCACCCUCGUCCCUGCACACACUGUGACUGUGACCUCAGAGGGUCUGUCUCCUCUGUCUGCGUACCGGACGAGAGUCAUGGCAGGGCAGGUCUGUCUGCAGGUUGGUGUCACUGUAAGCAGGGCUACACUGGGCAAAGAUGUGACACCUGUGCAUUUGGCUACGCUGGGUUCCCUGAGUGUCGUCCCUGUGAAUGCAGCACUGCUGGCAGCACUAACCUGGACCCUUGCCAGCUGCCAUGUGUGUUGUCCUGA
Messenger RNA from Electrophorus electricus (electric eel), 649 nucleotides. The record is from RefSeq and is a predicted model, not a curated record. NCBI's taxonomy places the organism in Eukaryota, Metazoa, Chordata, Actinopteri, Gymnotiformes, Gymnotidae.